Messenger RNA from Nematolebias whitei (Rio pearlfish), 927 nucleotides. RefSeq lists its product as uncharacterized. Bases 1 to 927 code for a protein of 308 amino acids. NCBI's taxonomy places the organism in Eukaryota, Metazoa, Chordata, Actinopteri, Cyprinodontiformes, Rivulidae. The transcript is spliced from 7 exons. The record is from RefSeq and is a predicted model, not a curated record.
AUGCAAACUGUCAGUAAAUGGUUCAAGUCUCUUCAAUUCUUCAGGUCUUUGUUCACCCCAAAGUGCUCGUCAGAUGUGCGUCUGGAGGGAAAGACGGCAGUUGUGACGGGCGCCAACACCGGGAUAGGCAAAGCAACAGCUAAAGACCUUGCAUCAAGAGGUGCCCGGGUGAUUUUGGCGUGCAGAGACAUGAUGAAAGGAGAACAAGCUGUUUCGGAUAUCACGAAGGAGGUAAAUGGAGCCAAUGUUGUCGCCAGGCAGCUGGAUCUGGCUGACACUAAAUCGAUCUGCCUGUUUGCUGAGAGCAUCUACAACACUGAAAAGGCUCUUCAUUAUCUGAUCAACAACGCAGGCGUGGCUAUUUGUCCUUAUGCUAAAACAGUGGAUGGAUACGAGACACAGUUUGGAGUCAAUCACUUAGGUCCGUUCUUUUUGACUUUCUUGCUGCUGGACUUGCUGAAGCACUCGGCUCCAUCCCGAGUCAUCAACGUGUCGUCGUUGGCUCACGCCAUGGGCAAGAUCCAGUUUGAUGAUCUGAACGGGGAGAGAAGUUACCACCCUGUCAGAGCUUACGCUCAGAGCAAGCUCGCCAACGUGCUGUUCACCAGAGAGCUGGCCAAAAGGAUCGAGGUGCAUGGUGUGAUGGCCUUCUCAGUGGAUCCUGGCCUUGUGAACACUGAAAUCACAAGGCACAUCAGACCGUCUCUGGUGGACAUAAAGGACAUCUUCAGUUUCCUGCUGAGGACCCCAGCAGAGGGCGCGAGCACCACCAUCUACUGCACCGUCACUCCUGAGAGCCAGAUGCUCACUGGUGGACACUACAGGAAAUGUGCUGCAGCAGGAAGCUGCAGGGCAGGUGAGGAUGAUGGCACUGCCUUAAAGCUGUGGGCUGUGAGCUGCCACCUGCUGGGCAUCCGCUGGAGGUGA